GCCCUGUGCGCGAGCCGUCAAUCAGGAAUACAGCCAUCAUGUUCGGUUGACGUGUUUUCUGACUCCGCCUCCUUUUAAAGCCCAGUCCGAGUGAUGGAGUCGCAGUCAGGCGUCUUAGAGUGAUCUCAAACUUCGCUCGGACUUCAACCGAAUUUAGGAAUCAUUUUAGAUAUAUUUUUUAGGAACACUUUGAGCUAACAAGCUAACAGCUAACAAGCUAACGUGCUAACAGCUAACGACCGAGCCGUCAUGUCUACUGCAGGGGACUUUGGGAACCCGCUGAGAAAAUUCAAACUGGUGUUUCUUGGGGAGCAAAGCGUUGGAAAGACUUCGCUCAUCACCAGAUUCAUGUAUGACAGCUUCGAUAACACCUACCAGGCCACGAUAGGAAUUGAUUUCUUGUCAAAAACGAUGUACCUCGAGGACCGAACAGUGCGCCUGCAGCUUUGGGACACGGCCGGGCAGGAGCGUUUCCGAAGUCUCAUCCCCAGCUACAUCCGCGACUCCACUGUCGCCGUGGUAGUCUAUGACAUCACAAAUGUCAACUCCUUCCAGCAGACCACAAAAUGGAUCGACGACGUCAGGACAGAGAGAGGAAGCGACGUCAUUAUCAUGCUGGUCGGGAACAAGACGGAUCUUGCAGACAAGAGGCAAGUAUCUAUCGAAGAGGGCGAGAGGAAAGCCAAAGAGCUGAGCGUAAUGUUUAUCGAGACGAGCGCUAAAGCCGGCUACAACGUCAAGCAGCUUUUCCGGCGUGUGGCUGCAGCCCUGCCUGGUAUGGAGAGCACACAGGACAAGAGCAGAGAAGACAUGAUCGACGUGACGCUGCAGAGUCCUCAGGAACAGCCUGUGAGCGACAGCGGAUGCUCCUGUUAAACCUUGUUCUCUCUUUCUUUUUCUCUCUUUUCCCCCAGUUCCAUCCAUGAACCUGAAGAACACUACUUUGUCCAUCCAUCCGUCCCCCUUAUCCCUCCACCCCCUCUCGGCACUGUGCUUUCCGCUGACUCAGUCAUGACCUUAAGCUCACCAAGCACAACGUGAAACACAUCCCAUGUCAUUUUUCCGUUAAGUUUCUACUCUUUUUCUCCUUUUUUUUAAUAGUAAUUAUUUUAUUUAUAGAUUGUAUGGCUAAUUGCGUAUGGAGGCUUGCAUCAUGAGUGCAUUUAAGUGAUCUAGAUUGUGUCUAACGUGUGAGCACUGAACAACCGCAUUUCUUUUCAAACGAUCUUGACAAAAUAGACAAAUACUUUUCGGCCGCUACUGAUCAAGGUAUUGAUCGAAGGGCUAUAUUCACAUGACGGGCUAAUACCAGUGCAAAUCUCCUCCAACACAAACUCGUGUUGUUUACAAAUUGUUGACAAUAUCCAAGUCUGUAUAUUGAAAAUGGAUCAAUGUCCUUUAAUGGAUUAUGAGUAAAGUGAACACAGAUUACAGAAGCUCUUAGAAACCUAAAGCAGGUUUUCUCGACUGUUGGGUACAUUAACACAUUAGAAAUCCCAGUGUGGUAGCUAUGAAUGAUUUUUUUGUAUAUUAAUGGAAGUAUAAUAGAGGAAAUUUUGGAUAUAUCAAUAUGCAGGCAUGUCUUUACAGAGUGUAUUUUAUAGUGCUUCCACAGGCUUUUUGUUAUUAUUUUUGUGUUUGAUUUAAUGUAAUAUUGACACUAGCUUUCCUCAAUCCCUUUAGAUUUUCUCUUUUUUUUUUCUUUUUAGAUUUGUGUUAUGUAAUAUUUAUUUCAACUCACACAUUUUAGCGUUUACCCUCUCGUGGACGGCUGAUUUUAAGCAGCUCAUGAUACAGUGCAAUUUCUUAGAGGUUCUCAGUUUCCUUUUCUUUUUUCCCCUCUGAAACUUCACUAUCCAUCAACUCUGGCUAGUCUGUUUUUUUUUGUUUGUUUGUUGUUUUUUUAACGGUUUUUAACUUUGUGCUGCUGUCAUGCUGUGUACAAAAGCUUAUAAUUUGCACUGCUAGACUACAUGAGUCUCCUAUUGAUGUCCCUAAUAAAGACCUUUAUUUAGUAA
Molecule: messenger RNA, 2018 nt
Organism: Tachysurus fulvidraco (yellow catfish)
Lineage: Eukaryota; Metazoa; Chordata; Actinopteri; Siluriformes; Bagridae
Gene: rab6a
Product: RAB6A, member RAS oncogene family
Exons: 8
Coding region: 250-876 (208 amino acids)
Molecular function (GO): GTP binding; GTPase activity
Source: RefSeq, a predicted model, not a curated record